Messenger RNA from Drosophila willistoni, 6253 nucleotides. Its product is annotated as diacylglycerol kinase eta. Lineage: Eukaryota; Metazoa; Arthropoda; Insecta; Diptera; Drosophilidae. The record is from RefSeq and is a predicted model, not a curated record. The transcript has 11 exons. The coding region runs from base 270 to 5588 and encodes 1772 amino acids. Gene Ontology annotation, biological process: diacylglycerol metabolic process; lipid phosphorylation; intracellular signal transduction. Gene Ontology annotation, molecular function: protein binding; ATP-dependent diacylglycerol kinase activity.
AAGUUCAUCGACAAAAUGUGAACCAAAUACAAACUGAAAGGACUUAUUAAAAUUAGUUCAAUUUUACCGCAAAGCAACAGUUUAAAUUAAAGACACAGUUUAAAGUAACAUCGAAAUACUUUCUAUUCGUAUUCGGGUGCGAUGUAUUUGAUGAGAUUGAUUUAUCGGAUUUGUGUUACUUUGAGUGUGGAAUUAAGAACGUAAAUCAUAGUUUUCAGAUUAUCACCCCAACUCGAUCAUUGGUGCUCUGCGCCGAAACUCGACGCGAAAUGGAGGAUUGGCUGGGCUCCUUGAAAACGGCCACAGCGCCGCAGCGUCCACGUGGGGAUAGCUUUCUAAUUGAACAGCAUGAUAUACUAUCUAAUCAUCAUCAUUGGUAUGCCACCUCCCAUGCCAGGCCCACUUAUUGCAAUGUUUGCCGUGAUGCCCUCUCCGGCGUCACAUCGCAUGGCCUGAGCUGUGAGGUAUGCAAAUGCAAGGUCCAUAAGCGAUGCGCUGCGAAAUCGAUAGCCAAUUGUAAAUGGACCACGUUGGCCAGUGUGGGCAAGGAUAUCAUAGAGCAGCCGGAUGGCAUAAUUAUGCCGCAUCAGUGGAUGGAGGGUAAUCUGCCUGUGUCAGCUGUAUGUGCCGUAUGCAAAAAAACCUGCGGUUCGGUAUUGCGUCUACAGGAUUGGCGUUGCCUCUGGUGUCGGGCCACAGUUCAUGUGGCCUGUAGACCCCAAAUGGCAGUGGCGUGUCCCAUUGGUCCGGCAAAAUUGUCGGUGGUACCGCCCACUAGUGUACAUUCAAUCAGCACAGACGAUGCCUGGGAUGUGGCCAGUCCGAAGGGUAAUUUUUCUCCCCUUUUGGUUUUUGUCAACUCGAAAUCUGGUGACAAUCAAGGAGUGAAAUUCCUCAGACGAUUUAAGCAGUUACUCAAUCCCGCCCAAGUCUUUGAUCUAAUAUCCACUGGACCAAGUUUGGGACUUCGUUUGUUUCGUCACUUUGAGAUGUUCCGCAUAUUGGUCUGCUCAGGAGAUGGAUCAGUCGGCUGGGUUCUCAGCGAAAUCGAUCGCUUCAACAUGCAUAAACAAUGCCAGGUGGCUGUCAUGCCUUUGGGUACUGGAAACGAUCUGGCACGCGUAUUGGGUUGGGGCUCCAGCUGCGAUGAUGACACUCAUUUGCCCCAAAUUCUCGAACGUUAUGAAUCCGCCAGCACCAAAAUGUUGGAUCGUUGGAGCAUAAUGGUUUUCGAGAAGGCCAUUGCUGUGCCCAAAAUACCAAAAAUGUCGAUUACCACAGAGCAGGAGGCUCUACUCACUGGCAUGGUCACAUCGGCAAAUCAUCAUUUGCGUUUCAUUGUGGAGACCAACGAUACCCAGACUCUAAUCGCAUCCACACGUAGCUUAUGCGACACAGUGGAUGAUCUUGUGGCACGCAUCUCGGAGCAUCACAAAGACGAUGAGCAACUGACCAUGAAGUGUGACAUCUUAAAACAGAAAUUGAAUAUGCUGCUAGAUGCCCUGCAGGAGGAAGAGAUGGGUGCCCAUACGGGUGAUGACUUGAUAGCGACUAUAAGGAGUCUGAUAGCUCGAAGCAUACCGUCUUCGUCGCAUAACUCAAGCGCAUCGUUGCUCAACCCAAACAUAUCAAUCGAAAAGAAUGAAAAGGAUCAAAUCAACUCUAAGGAACGUCGGAAUAGCCGCUCUCUUCGCUCCAGCGAGAAGGAGGCACUCCAGUGCCGAGCCAACAGCGUAAAGAGAGCUAUUUAUAAUGUGGUCGAGCACUCGGAACCAGGACGACCGAAACGAUAUCAACGCAAACUCUCUAUCACUCCGUUUGAGGCCCUGAAAAUUCCAACUAACGCCUCAGCUGAAUCCACACCUUGUGGCUCCCCUUUGCCCAUAAUACCGCCCAUUAAUAUUAUUUCGCCCACUAUGGAAACCUCUCGCCUUACAUGCAUCUCACCCCUGCCGGAUACACGCCGCGAUUCGGUGGAUGAGAACUUCUUUAACAGCAUCAAUUUGCCGGCACCGCGACAAUUUGCCGACAGUCGACGCAGCUCCGGAGUGGAGGUUAUCCAGGAAAUGGAGGAGGGAGCGAAUGGCGAGACCAUCUAUAGAAUGGGACGUCUUUCACUCAGCGGGGGUGCCAACAUAGACGAUGCCGGUAAUCGUUUAUCACCCUCUGGCAGUGAUGGAGGCGACAAUUCGCCCACUGAACGCAAAGUUGACUUUCUGCGUGUGCCCAUCAUUACGGGGGAACCGAUUGUGGAUCCCCUAUCCGAUUACCGACCCAUUGAGGUAUUCGAACGUACCUACUACAUGGCCCGUGAAAUGGACAAGGAUAAGGAACGCAAGGACACGGAUACUGAUGGGGAAAAGGAGAGCUGUCUCCAGGAGGUAGAUGAGGAGAAGGAGGACAACAUGGUCACAGAGAAGCAACCGGCCCUGGUACACACUUGUAAUCUACAGGUACCCGGCAUAGUCGUUACCCCCAACUCCCAAAACGUUUACACAAGCGCUAGCCUAACAAUCAUUGAUACCGAUGCACAAACCAAUACUGAACAGUCGUCGUCAGAUGAUUUGGGUGGAGAGGCCAGUGAUGUUCUGUCGGCCAUAAGUAACGAAGAAUGCAGUGUGGCCUCCGAGAUAUUCGAUAAACCAGAGGCAGGUCAGACCCUUGGCGAUAUCAUACAGAAUCUUGAUGCUAGCAACUUCACCCACAUUGACUCACCCGAAACUAGUGACGAAACAGAAGCCAUGCCCGGCGAAAGUCUAAUGGAUGAUAUUAGCUCUGUCCUGGGGCAUGAUAUAACUAAUGCCCUACAGGAUAAUACCAUAACCGAUGAUACAACUACUCUAUGCUCGGAGCAUGUUGGUCCACCGAAGCCACCACGUAAGAAGUCCAUGAGUGCACUGACCCAUCACCCACAUGCACAUUCAUCGCGUAGACGUAACUCCUCGCCACCGCGAAUGGCCAGACUGGCACGCAUGGACAGUGAUGACAAUCCACAACAGUUUGGCUUUGAGAAUAUUGUGUUUGAGAUCGAUAAUCGAUGCGAUGACCAGAAAAUACGUGAGCCACCGCGUUACUGUAGUCUGGCUCAGUUCGUGGAAGGUAACGAUAUAGCGCGACAGAGUUUCAAGCGUCCCAAAAAGCGCAUCUCACUCAAAAAACUGAAACAAACUACAACAAUCGUAUCUCAACAGCAGCUAAUGCUCGAAGCAAGUGGAGAAGAAGCCAACGAAACUAGCGAAACGAAUCCAACAAACAAUGAUGAUGGCCAACAAACGCCAACCAAUACGACGCAUUCAAUAAUACCCAAUAAUACUAGCGAAGACGAGCUGUCCACACAAACAGCUAUUAAAAUUGAAAUACACGAUGUUGAAACGACAAUGCGCACCACAACUACGACAACCACCACCACCAAGAUGACAGCCACACAUAAACUUGAAUCGGCAUUGGCAACCUCAUCGUCGCCAACGAAAUUGAAAUCUGGCCAUGGACAAGAUGUAAAGCGCAUUACUUUUGAUGAGUCGUGUAAGAAAGAAUCCUUUGAUGAUGUAAAUCCAAACUAUCCACAGAUAAGUGUUGUUGUGCGACCGCCUACACCAUUGCGCGGUGAUUCUGUCAUGAAACCGACCACUUCAGCCGCCUCAUCGGCGGCCCUGGCAUCAAGUUUGCUGGGUGUACGCGGUAUGAAUGCUUCUGAAAUUCGUCGUCAUUCAAGUCAUGCACCCAGUUUAGCAGUACGCGAAUUCGACAAGGAAAAAGAUCGCCGUCAUUCCGGUUUUAAUCCAAACUUAUUGGCAUUGGAUCCAGAGCAUACGCGUUUCCUUAGCAGCUCACCGGCGGCCAGUCGUCGCAUUAGCUGUGGCAGUCUCUUCAAGCCGAAUGAAGCAUUGCCUAACCUCCAGACCCUCAAGGGUUCCAAGUCGAGUCUAUUUAUGGGCUCGACAUUGUUUGGUUUUGAUCACUUUGCUGCUGGGGAUAAGGAUAAGGACGAUAAGACAGGCAAAGAUAAGGAGAAAACACCAACAGAGGAAACCAAUCGCAAAUUGCCUAUUAUUAAUCCUCUGGUUCGGUUGCCAAAUUGGCCAAAUCUAUCUAAUGGCACGGGGUUCAUAUCGAAGUGCCUUUUGGCCAAUGCUGAUACGCUUUGCGCUGCUGUUAGCCCUCUGAUGGAUCCCGAUGAGACUCUCCUAGCUGGCUAUCAUGAGAAAUGCGUUAUGAAUAACUAUUUUGGCAUUGGCAUUGAUGCCAAAAUAUCCUUGGACUUUCAUAACAAACGCGAGGAACAUCCAGAAAAGUGCCGCUCUCGUGCUCGAAACUAUAUGUGGUAUGGAGUACUCGGCUCCAAGCAACUUCUGCAGAAGACCUGCAAGAAUCUGGAACAGCGUGUUCAGCUGGAGUGUGACGGACAGCGGAUACCUUUGCCGGAGCUUCAGGGCAUUGUCAUCUUGAAUAUACCCAGCUUUAUGGGCGGCACAAAUUUCUGGGGCAACACCAAAAAGGACGAUAUCUUCUUAACGCCCAGCUUCGACGAUCGUGUACUCGAGGUUGUAGCCGUAUUUGGUUCAGUUCAAAUGGCAGCCUCUCGUUUAAUUAAUCUGCAACAUCAUCGCAUUGCCCAGUGUCAGAGUGUCCAAAUAAAUAUUUUGGGUGACGAAGAGAUACCCAUCCAAGUGGAUGGCGAGGCUUGGCUACAGCCACCGGGGAUGAUACGCAUAUUACACAAGAAUCGUGUCCAAAUGCUGUGUCGCAAUCGCAGUCUAGAGGUCUCACUGAAGAGCUGGCAAGAGAAGCAACGGCAGCAUAGCAUUUCCAUACAAAGGGAUGCCUCUUCAACAGCCUCCGAACAUGCCAUCUCCACGGAUGAGGUGAUCUCGGAGCGAGAAUGCUAUGUUCUACUCAAUUUCAUUGAGGCUGUUAGCUCGCUGGUCAAGUGGGUCAAGUUCUUGAUCAUUUCACAUCCAGCUUUGCAGCAUGAUCUCUAUGCCGUGGCUUGUCGGGCUAGUGAGGCUCUAGAGAGUAUUCAUCCGCAGGGCAAACUACUGGAAGGACCUUCACUACGCACAAAGUUGGUAGAAGUAAUUGACUCCUCCCGGCAAUUAUACGAUGAUGCUUGCACUUUGCUUCGGGAUCGUGGCCAUAGUUUAAUUCUACGUGAGGACUUGGAAACGAAAUUAAGCGCCGCUUUGGCCAACAUGGAAAUGGAGCUAAAGAAAUGCUCGGUUCAAAAGUGCAUAGAUGGUAAAUUGAGGGCCUAUUUCAAUGCAUUGGCUCCCAAUGAAGAGCCCGAUGGUCGUCGUAAGUCACGUCCCUUCUGGGUACGACUACGAUCUGGCUCAACUGCUGGCCAACAACAAUUCAAACCACCAUUGAACAAUACCCGUGAGGCGGCGAACAAUUGGAGUGUCAACGAGGUGGUCACCUGGCUGGAGACAAUGCAAUUAUCCGAAUAUGUCGACAGUUUUCUUAAGAAUGAUAUACGUGGCAAGGAAUUGCUCACUCUGGGUCGACGUGAUCUCAAAGAUUUGGGUGUGGUCAAAGUAGGACAUGUUAAACGCAUACUACAGGCCAUCAAAGAUCUGAGUGAAAAUUAGAAUGGUUCCUGUAUUUAACAUACAAAAAAAAUGUACAUACAUAAAUAGAUAGAUAGUGGAUCUGGUCGCUGAUAAUAGUUAGGAAACGGAUGAAGUACAAAAACGCAGUCUUCGAAUCAUACUCUUAGAGUCGUUAUUGAUGUUGUUUGAAGAUCAAAAGGAGAAGGUGGAAUAGGAGGAGUAGAGGGAGGUCUAAGAAUGUUAAUUUUUGCAUACAACAAUCACUAAUUUAUAGGGCGAGAGACUUAAGCAAAAAUCUAGAUCGACAGUCGACGACAAUUACAUACGAAUAUUCUUAUAUAGGAUAUUAUAUGUGACUAUAUUUAACUGAUUCAUUUAUAUUAAACAAAUAUACAUACAUAUAUAUAGUUUUACAGAGACUUCAUUUUCUGCUCUUUAGUUAAGUAAGAUGACUUUUUUGAAUAUGUGUAUUGAUUUAAUUAACAGUAAAACGAAUUUAAUUGUAGUUGGCACACUUGCAUGAAUGUAUCAACAGAAUACAAAAAAAAAGAAGCAAAACCAAUAUAGUUUAUAAGAAAUAUGUUUAAAAUAUACCUAAAAAUUAAUAUUCAAAACUUACGCUUAUUGAAAAUCCCUUUUACCAAAACACACACAAAUACAACAAAACCGAAAUCGAUUCUAAAUUUAUAAGCAAUUUAAAUUUU